AUGCAAGUAAGUUACAUAGAGAAGAAGAGUGUUGACGAGCUUAGUAUAAGCACACUUAUCGGAGACAGAAUAUUUUUCAUUAGAGGAAUGGAGUUGUUAAGUAAAAGCAUUUACAUGUAUGAUUCUGAGGUUUUACACAAGGUAUUUAAGGAUAAGGUUGAUUAUAUAUGCUACUUCAACGGGGUGCUACUGGUUUUGUGUGGGAAUGCUCUAUACAGAUAUAAAUUGUUUGGAGAGGAGCUAGUACUGAGUGGAACUCAUCAAUUACUCGAACCUCCAAUCAGGAUAUGUGUGAAUGAGACCUCUGAGACAAAGGAAAACUGUGGCGUAUGUUUUCUAUAUAGAAACAAAAAGAUUGAGAUUUUGAAUGAUGAGGUUGAGAAGAUUGGAGUGCGAUGCAAGGGAGAUGUUGCAAGAGAAGAUGAGAUAAUCGACUUUUCGAUAGAUGGUGGAUCGUCAUGGUUUCUGGCUAGAUCUGGAAGGAUUUAUCAUACACACUCCUUUGUGAUAUCGAGAACUGUUCUUUUGAACAAACCCGUCCGGAUGAUUCCUGAGCCGACUUACUUUGAUGGAAGUAUCAAUAGAAUUAUGGCUAGGAAAGGAAAGAUGUAUGUAUGCUACGAUGAAGGAUUUGAGAUGUACGAUAUUGGGAAGGAUGUUUUGGUACUGAACUAUACAUAUAGAACGCAGGACUUUGAGCUCCACGCCUCCUCCGAUGUGUAUUGUCUAGAGAAGAACCUACUGGUUGUGAAUGAAGUACCUCGGGUGAUUGCAAGUGUCCGGGUUCAUAAGAUGUUUGGAGACGUUGGGAUUUCCCGCGACAGGAUUCUGUUCGUUAAAAGGUCAAAGAGGGAUGAAAGGACAGACAUAAGAUUAUUGAAAGAAGAGGAUGCAGAGGUGAGGACAAGGGAGAUGUUUAGAGUGGUGGAGAAUGAGAUUAGGAUUCCUGAGAUUGAACUCUCAGAAAAUGGAAAGGAUGCCUCUGAGAAGAGCUUUCUUAUGAUACAAAAAAUGAUCAACGAAUUUGAGAGUAAGGUUCUCGAUGUGUACAGAAGAAUAUACUUUGAGCUUGUGACACUUAAUGAAAGCUUUAGUGAAAAGAUAAUAGGAUUGACUGCUGAGAACGAUUUAAUAUUGAGGAAGGUAGAGGUUCUUGACAAAAAAAAGAAUGAACUGAUGGCACGCCUUCAAAGACUUGGUGAGAAGAUGAGCAGCACCGUUUCUAGGGUUAAGAUAGAUGGAAGUAGGAUGAAGAGGUUGGCCAAGAUGGUAGAGGUGGCUAUUGACGGAACUGGUUUCAAAAGAUAUGAGAAGUAUUCAAAGAUUCUCAAGCUCCAAAGGGAGGUGCUUAACAGAAAGGUGAUUUGA
Encephalitozoon romaleae SJ-2008 is the source of this 1368-nucleotide messenger RNA. RefSeq lists its product as hypothetical. The transcript has a single exon. NCBI's taxonomy places the organism in Eukaryota, Fungi, Microsporidia, Unikaryonidae. The coding region runs from base 1 to 1368 and encodes 455 amino acids. The record is from RefSeq and is a predicted model, not a curated record.